Messenger RNA from Agrilus planipennis (emerald ash borer), 2964 nucleotides. Its product is annotated as homeobox protein PKNOX1-like. The transcript is spliced from 7 exons. Gene Ontology annotation, biological process: regulation of transcription by RNA polymerase II. NCBI's taxonomy places the organism in Eukaryota, Metazoa, Arthropoda, Insecta, Coleoptera, Buprestidae. The record is from RefSeq and is a predicted model, not a curated record. Bases 558 to 1943 code for a protein of 461 amino acids. Gene Ontology annotation, molecular function: RNA polymerase II cis-regulatory region sequence-specific DNA binding; DNA-binding transcription factor activity, RNA polymerase II-specific.
UACUUUUAUAUUUGCAAACAGAACAAUCUUAAUUCAAUUAAUUAACGCUUAUAAGAUUUAAUUCAAUUUUGGGCGUGUUUUUGUCCGAUUAAUAAUCGAGCAUCGGCUUGUUUCUGUUUCGCUCGAAAUUCGUUUUCGGAAUGCAUGUGAAGACGAGACGUACGUCCUGCAUUGUAGGAUAAAGGCGUAGCCAUUUUGAUUUUGACGAAUAUUGACAUACGUCUUGCAGUCUAGACAGAAAGUCAUUUGUUAGUGGUGGUUUGACAUGUAAACAUUUGCAAAUUUGCUAUAAAUUACACUUAUCGCUAUUUUGCUUACAAAUACGACUUUUGAAUUGUUGUGUUUAAUUGUGUGCGUGAAAAGCCGGCAUUUUUUUUCCAAGAAUUAUCGCUAGUUUUCUGUGAGUGCUUUUUUUUUGUUUUGUAAAUCAAGUUAACCUUGCCUGGUGUUUUUCUUUUACGAAAAAAAAAGUUCGAUAUGGUUUGCUACAAGUUGACCAAGUUUUGGAAAAGACGGAUCCAGAAUUUUGAAGUUUUUUGAAAUGAGCGUAAAAUGACAUGGAGUGUGGUGUGCAAGGCGGAAUGCUAAGCGUGCCACCAGGGGGUGAUAAUGGCCCCCAACCAACCCUACCGUCGACGUCACUGUUUGCACCCCCUGACACUGAUCAGGCCCAAUUUGAAGCUGACAAGAGAGCAGUUUACAAGCAUCCCUUAUUUCCCUUGUUAGCCCUUUUGUUCGAAAGAUGCGAAUUAGCGACCCAGUCGGCCGAUUCUCAGUCUAGCGAUGCAUUUAAUUUAGACAUUCAGGCGUUUGUUCAGCAUCAGGAACGGGAUAGGAAACCGUUUUUAGCAAAUGAACCCGAAAUAGACGGUUUAAUGAUCAAGGCGAUUCAGGUGUUACGAAUUCACCUUCUGGAACUGGAAAAGGUCCAGGAAUUAUGCAAAGACUUUUGCAAUCGAUACAUUACAUGUUUAAAAGGUAAGAUGCAGUCGGAAAACCUCCUUCGCUCCGACUAUCCCCAAGGUCCCACUGUGAUGAAUGGAAACUUGGAAACUAACAACAACAGCAUGCUGUCCCACGGGAACUCCGACAGUGGUUCAAAUUCGAACAGUCCCGUUCAGUACAACAGUGUGAACAAUAGUCAAGUUGUGUCGGCCCCAGGCGGUACUCCAACUCCCAUGGACCGUCCAGUAGAGGGGCACAACGGUUUCGGAGGUGGCCUGCACUAUUCUUCGACCCCUACACCUCCCCUUCAACAGCAGCAGCAGCAGCAGCACACUCCUUCCACCUGCAGCGAUCCCCUAGUGGUUCACGGGUCUACCCCGUUGUCGCAGAUAGGGGCGAACGUGUGUCCUCCACCGCCUCCUAGUGAUAGCUCGGGACAGGUUUCGCCCGCUCCAACAACCCCCGGCGGCUCCGAGGAGUGUGACAGCGAUUUUACCUCGCGAAUCGGGAGGAAACCGAAGAGGGGCGUUCUACCGAAACAGGCGACUAGCGUUAUGAGGUCGUGGCUGUUUCAGCAUCUCGUGCAUCCCUAUCCAACGGAAGAUGAGAAGAGGCAUAUAGCUGCUCAAACGAAUUUAACCCUGCUCCAAGUGAAUAAUUGGUUCAUUAACGCUAGGAGACGCAUAUUGCAGCCCAUGUUGGACGCAAGUGCCCCUAGCGAUAAUGGUAACAUAGGGACGUCACCCGUUCAUAAAAAGAAAAAGGUCCAAAACAAUAACCGUCGAUUUUGGCCUCAAGACUUCUCCGGGAUGCAACCCCAAUUAGACAGUGGUAUUCUGUCCAGUUCCGAUGACGAGGGUGAUUCGUAUAGCAGCGACGGGGAUGAGGGUAGUCUGGUAAUAGAUUCCGGCACCACUCAAAACAACGACGUCACCCAAAACGGCCACCGGGACGUAGACACGUUGACCUUUGCGAAUUCCGACUCGGAAAGGUCAUAAGCUAACGUAAUAAUAAAAGAGACAUUGGUAUCUAUCGAAAAUGAUAUACAUACAUACAUAUAAUCGGUUUACUAUUUCGACGAACCUCGUAUACGUAAUAUAUACCUCAUUUAGAAAUGUGCGGUUGAUACCCCUUUGGGAUCGGCCGUCGAAUUUUCAAGUAUACUACCCCUCGUGAAAAACACUGACCCAUUCCAGUAUUAAACAAAAAGAGUUCUUGUAAAUUAUUAUACGAUUAACUGUAAGUAUAUAUACGUAAAUAUUUUUAAUGUUUGUUACUGAUGUUCGGUCAUCUGACACUAGGAAAGUUUAAUUUAAUCACGGCAGGCGACGAUGCGUAUUUAAAUUAAACUGAUAGUUGGCUUGAGCGUUGCUCUUGAUGUGUAACCGUUCAAAAAAUAGUCAAAUUUCUUGUUUGACAGGCCCCGCGUCUUCCAUACAAACAACAGUCUUUUGUUAUUCGACUGUUUUUGUCACGCACUUUUGUUUUGUUUUUUUAUUACUGCAUUUUGAAAGAGGUUGUCAUAUGUCUUUCUGGUUUAUUUUUGGUGAUCGCUGCAUUUUAUUCUAUUAGGUAAAUUCAUUCCAAAAAAUAUUUAUUUUUGUUAUAUAUCAUAAGAAAGAUUAUUUUUUGAACUGAAUACGUUUGUAUACACACGUGGAACUUAUAUACGUAAUUAAACAAUAAAUAAAAAUUUUUCCAUCCAAUUUACUUUGAAUAACGAAAAAUAUAAUAAUUAUAUACAUGUGAAAAUAUUUUUCUUUAUAUGUAUCUAUAAAAAAAAGCUUAAAACACAUUACUGUUAAUGUAGGUCGUCUUCGCGAAAAUAUGUAUUUUAAGAGUUUUUACUGUGUCAUAUUUUCAGCUGACGACGAUGAGACAAAUUUUUCGGAUAUCUAUAUACAAGAACAAUUAUAUUUUGAGCUCACCAUCACUUGUUAUGCUUGAAAAGACAUAUUUAGAUUUUUUAGAUACCAUAGUAGGGAUCGUUUGCAAUUUUUAAAUAAAUAAUUGCAACAG